ACAGUUCAGAAAUGGCACGACUUUCAAAUGCGUUGGAAUCCAGUCAACUACGGCGAAAUCAAACAGAUUCGUGUGUCCCCGGACAAAGUCUGGUUGCCUGAUAUCGUAUUGUUCAAUAACGCUGAUGGUAACUAUGAGGUAUCAUUUAUGUGCAAUGUGGUGAUAAACCAUCUGGGUGAUAUGCUCUGGGUGCCGCCGGCCAUUUACAAAAGCUCAUGCAUCAUUGAUGUGGAAUUCUUCCCGUUUGACGAACAGCUGUGUACACUGGUGUUCGGAUCGUGGACAUACAACGAGAAUGAGAUCAAACUCGAGUUCGAGCAAGCCGAAUGGGUGGAUUUGUCCGAAUAUGCUCCGUCCUCCAUUUGGGAUGUGAUGGAUGCGCCAGCGUCGUUGGUGAACAAAAGGAGCCGCAUUGAGUUUCAAGUCAGGAUACGACGAAAAACACUGUUCUACACUGUCGUUCUCAUCAUUCCUACUGUUCUUAUGGCAUUUCUUAGUAUGGCGGUGUUCUUUUUGCCGACUGAUUCAGGUGAAAAGAUGACGUUGACGAUUUCUGUUCUCCUCUCCAUCGUUGUGUUCCUCCUGUUGGUGUCAAAAAUUCUUCCGCCGACAUCCAGCACCAUUCCACUUAUGGCAAAGUAUCUCUUGCUCACAUUCGUUCUAAAUGUGAUCACUAUCUUAGUGACUGUAAUCAUUAUUAAUGUUUAUUUUCGUGGACCAACAACACACCGAAUGCCGUGGUGGGUUCGCCGGCUUUUUUUAGAGUGGAUGCCGAACGCGAUGUGCAUGAAAAGACCAAGGUCAUUUUCACUUGAUAAGAAAGUCAUAGAGCAACUACGACCAACCAUAGCCCAAUUGCCAGGAUUGGGCCAGUUCGACUUCUGUCUCACCGCUCAUCAUCCAUUUUGCCCAAGCGCUAGCGAUACGUACGUCCACAGAUCAGACAAUUUCGCUGUCGUUGUGGAAAGAAGUUUGGGUCAUACGGCAACUAUGUAUUACAGAGAAGCUUCACCAAAACUUAUGCAUUCUGGAAUCACAACGGAAAUCAGCAGCAAUUCUUCCGUAUUCUAUCCACUCUCAGAGGAGGCAAUCCGUGCCAUCGACUCUAUCGAUUACAUCACUGAUCAUCUAAAAAAAGUGCAAGAACGAAAAAUGUAUCGUGAUGACUGGAAGUACGUGGCGAUGAUUAUCGAUCGAUUGCUUCUGUACGUCUUCUUCGGCAUCACCGUCGGUGGUACGUGUGGUAUACUUUUUAGUGCACCGUAUGUGUUCCAAGGUGAGUUCACUAACGCUAUUAGACUUAGCAAAAUCUAA
This is a messenger RNA of Angiostrongylus costaricensis, 1314 nucleotides long. NCBI's taxonomy places the organism in Eukaryota, Metazoa, Nematoda, Chromadorea, Rhabditida, Metastrongylidae. The record is from the annotation of a GenBank genome assembly.